Messenger RNA from Gorilla gorilla gorilla (western lowland gorilla), 3139 nucleotides. RefSeq names its product adenosine deaminase tRNA specific 3 (gene ADAT3). Lineage: Eukaryota; Metazoa; Chordata; Mammalia; Primates; Hominidae. Gene Ontology annotation, cellular component: nucleus; cytoplasm. Bases 210 to 1265 code for a protein of 351 amino acids. The transcript is spliced from 2 exons. The record is from RefSeq and is a predicted model, not a curated record. Gene Ontology annotation, molecular function: tRNA-specific adenosine-34 deaminase activity.
GAGGCGGCGGCGCGCAGUGCCUACUAGCAAUUGUAGUCCUUGCCCCACCUUUGCCUCCCGACGAUCCCGCCCCUGGAACUACGCUCCCGUCGUGCUCCGCGGCGCCAGGCGGAGACGAGGCGGAGUGGGGUGGGUUGGGCCGGGCCGGUUGCUAAGACUUGGCGAAGCGCUGCGCUCGCGCCCGGAUCCCUCAGUCGGCCUUGCUGAGGAUGGAGCCCGCCCCGGGCCUCGUGGAGCAGCCCAAGUGCUUGGAGGCCGGGAGCCCGGAGCCUGAGCCGGCGCCGUGGCAGGCCCUCCCUGUCCUGUCCGAGAAGCAGUCAGGGGACGUGGAGCUGGUGCUGGCCUACGCCGCGCCCGUCCUGGACAAGCGCCAGACCUCACGCCUCCUGAAGGAGGUGUCGGCCCUGCACCCGCUCCCCGCCCAGCCUCACCUCAAGCGGGUGCGGCCCAGCCGCGAUGCCGGCAGCCCCCACGCCCUGGAGAUGCUGCUUUGCCUGGCUGGGCCGGCCUCGGGCCCGCGCUCGCUGGCUGAGCUCCUGCCACGGCCGGCUGUGGACCCCCGCGGCCUGGGGCAACCCUUCCUGGUGCCCGUGCCCGCCCGGCCGCCUCUGACCAGGGGCCAGUUCGAGGAGGCCCGGGCCCACUGGCCCACGUCCUUCCACGAGGACAAGCAGGUGACCAGCGCCCUGGCUGGGCGGCUCUUCUCCACGCAGGAGCGCGCCGCCAUGCAGAGCCACAUGGAGCGGGCGGUGUGGGCGGCCCGGCGGGCAGCAGCGCGGGGCUUGCGGGCCGUGGGGGCUGUGGUAGUGGACCCGGCCUCGGACCGCGUGCUGGCCACCGGCCACGACUGCAGCUGCGCGGACAACCCCCUCCUGCACGCCGUCAUGGUGUGCGUGGACCUCGUGGCGCGCGGCCAGGGCCGCGGCACCUACGACUUCAGACCCUUCCCCGCCUGCUCCUUUGCCCCGGCCGCUGCCCCCCAGGCCGUCCGCGCAGGCGCCGUGCGUAAACUGGACGCAGACGAGGACGGCCUCCCCUACCUGUGCACCGGCUACGACCUGUACGUGACCCGCGAGCCCUGCGCCAUGUGCGCCAUGGCCCUGGUGCACGCACGCAUCCUGCGCGUCUUCUACGGUGCGCCCUCGCCCGAUGGCGCCCUGGGCACCCGCUUCCGCAUCCAUGCACGGCCCGACCUCAACCACCGCUUCCAGGUGUUCCGCGGGGUGCUGGAGGAGCAGUGCCGCUGGCUGGACCCCGACACGUAGGCGCCGCCCUCCUGCCUCCGGACCCUUCCCGCUCCCGGCCGUGGGGCGCCCCUCCUGGACUUCCGGGCCUCGAUUUCUUCCACACAAGCCUGUCCGUGGAUUUCAGGGACACAUACCGCCUCCAGCGGGGACCACGGGUGCUGCCUUCCGUGCGGAUCGAGCUUUCCUGGACUUGGUCAUUGGGGCCACCCCGUGCCUGCGGUGCCCUUCUGCGGGUGCCCUUGCUGCCUUUGUGUCCCCUCUGUCUCGCGGGCCAGGAAACUGCUCUGAUGGGAAAAUAAACAGCCCAAAACCAAGUGGGUGUCUGUUAGGAGGUGUGUGCCUUUGUGGCCAGGGUCCCGAGUGGGGUGGGGUCUGUACAGGGCCUGGUGGCUCAGCGGGAGGGGACCUGCUGAGCCACGUGUGGUCAGAGACCUGGGCUGAUUCUGGGGUAGAGCAAGGCCCCCAGCUGCUGCCUCCUUGCCCGCUUCUGGAGUCCUGAUGGUUCCAGGCUUGCCUGGCCCAAGUGUGUGGACACUAGGCGUAGUCCACAGGCCACCGACCCUAAGGAGGGGCCUUGGGAUUUAGUGUUCUUCACAAGUGGCAACAGGGGACCCCAAAGGCCUGAUGCUAGUCGGUCACAGCACAGUGAGGACUAGAGCCGUUUUUACAGAACUUGGAGCAGGACCUGUGGGUCCACCCGGCAAGCGUCCAUUGCCUGACCAUGUGGGUGCAGCUUAGCCCCCAGACACGCCUGCUGUGAGCCCCCAGCCCGUAGGGGAGGGGAUCCGGCAGGUGGGGGCUCUGCGUGGGGAGCUCAUGCAGUGGACAGAACACCACUGCUGGCCAGGAGCCCGCCAGGCCUGCAGUGGGGGAGUCCGUGCGUGGGGGUGGCACUGAGGUGGGCUGGAGGGUCCCUGAUGGGGCCAGAGCCACAGCGUGGAGUGAGGAGGUGGGAGCCGCAGAGGCGUGCCCAGUUGAGUGGUAGAGGCAGCGUUUGGGCCUCCUUCAUGCUCAGGUGCUCAGCUCCUUCCCCUGAGGGGCAGGAAGUCAGGGAGGAGGGAGUGAGAGGUGGGAGGCGUCAGGCGGGCGGAGGGGAGGAUGUCCUGUCCCAAGAACCAGGGGUGCCCCACCCCACGGUGACGUGUCCCUGAACGGGUUGUGAGUGGAGGGCUCAGUUCCUGGGAACCGCCUCACCUGGACUGUGGGCGGGAGGCAGCUCCUGGCCCCGUGCCCGCCCCCUCGGGCCUGUUCCCCUGCCAGGAUCUGGGACGGUUCACACCCCACUGGUCUGUGAUGCCCAAUGGGCAGCAGGCAUGCCCCUGCUGGGCUGGCCCACCUCCCGAUGGCAGGUCCGCCCCCAGGAUCACGGAAGCAGCUAGAUCCACUCAGUCGUGGGUGGAUGGCAGGCAGGGUGGGGCUGCUCUGGUGCGUGAGCUCAUGGGGUUCCCUUUCAGAACGGCCAGGGUGCCAUGCGGGUGCCAUGGGGUCCUAGGCCCUGCAACGUUCACCUUGUGGCGCCCACCCGUUGUGGGCUGAAGCCGGGAUUUGGGGGACGCAGGGGCCUAGGACAGCGGGGAAGAGGCGUCCUGGCUGGGGCGGUGGGUGGGAGGGGCUGCGGCCAGCCCUGCCCAUUUUGCCAGCAUGGGUGGUGUGCACUGGAGCCGAGGGGAGGGGGACCUGUGGGGUAACACAUUGGGUCGAGUCAGGCCUGUGGCUCCCGCUUAGCCACUGCUGUGUCCAGAGCAUAGGGCACGAUGAAGGGCUUUUCAGCCACGGUGGGUGGGUGGUUAGCGCUCUGCCCAGGGCGGCUCAGGGUUCCCUGACUGUGAUUGUCUUCCUUCCAGGCAGCUGCAGGCUUCAGCCUGCGCUGGUCGGUGAAACAGAGAUGUCAG